Amphiprion ocellaris (clown anemonefish) is the source of this 1243-nucleotide messenger RNA. It is a transcript of the gene snrnp35, whose product is annotated as small nuclear ribonucleoprotein 35 (U11/U12). The transcript has a single exon. Gene Ontology annotation, cellular component: U12-type spliceosomal complex; precatalytic spliceosome. Gene Ontology annotation, biological process: mRNA splicing, via spliceosome. The coding region runs from base 161 to 868 and encodes 235 amino acids. NCBI's taxonomy places the organism in Eukaryota, Metazoa, Chordata, Actinopteri, Pomacentridae. The record is from RefSeq and is a predicted model, not a curated record. Gene Ontology annotation, molecular function: snRNA binding; mRNA binding.
GAAUGUUUUUGUUGGUGCACGCAGGACUUCCGGAUCGCUUUAAGAAGUAGAAGCAUUUCUCGGCAACGAUGUGCUUCUGUAGGUGAUAACAGUUUAAUGUAGAGAAAUAGCGACCUCUGUAAUUAUUUCUGCCGACUGCUUAGACUUAAUUCAGGGUAAAAUGGUUGACUGGAACCCGAUAGCGAAGCUGUACGACCCGCUGAAAGCUGGCAGCAUCGACGGUACGGACGUUGAGCCCCAUGACCGGGCGGUGUGGAGGGCUAUGGGAGCCCGAUACAAACCCAACAAAGGCGUUGUGGGAGACCCGCUGCUCACUCUGUUUGUAGCCCGUUUGAGCCCGCACACAACCGAAGAUAAACUGCACCAAGUGUUCUCCAAGUACGGAGUCAUCCAGCGGCUCCGGCUGGUCCGGGACAUCGUGACGGGCUUCUCCAAAGGAUACGCCUUCAUCGAGUACAAGGAGGAGCGGUCCGUGGUCCGGGCCCGGCGGGACGCCAACAAGCUGGUGGUGGACCAGCAGGAAGUGUUUGUGGAUUUCGAGCAGGAGAGGACUCUUAAAGGAUGGGUGCCGCGGCGGCUCGGUGGGGGACUGGGAGGGAAGAAAGAGUCCGGACAGCUGCGGUUCGGCGGCAGGGACAGACCUUUCCGGAAACCCAUUAACCUGGGGGUCGGACCGGUGCAGGACUGGGGAGGAGGUGGAGGUAGAGACAGGGAGUGGGACAGACAAGGGGCGAGAGGAAGGGAGGACCGGGACCGACACAGAGAGGCGGAGUGGGGCAGCAGAGGAAGGAGGGACGACCGGGACAGAGGAAGAGAGAAGGACGACCGGAGACACGGAGACCGGAGCAGACACCGGGACAGGAGAUGAAGCACAGACAUACUUUAGUGCUGACCUCACCAGGGUCAAAGGAAGUCUGACAGAUGUUUUACUGUCCAGCACAGCACAGUUGAAAUGGAGGAAUGUAAGCCAAAUGGACAGUGAAGGAGAGAGUGAUUGGACACCAGACUGUUCUGUUCUGAACAUACUGAACUGUACUGUGGAAAAAUACUAAUUUCAAUUACAGAUCACCUUCCUAUGAUAUAAUGUCAUUGGUUUGGGUGGCGAUUGCCAAGUUCACUGGAUGAUGUCAGCCUUUAGUCUGUGUUUUUCAUUUCAGUAUUUCUCAGGGAGCUAGUGUAAACUGAGCUGUAAAACUAUUAUAAUUCAUCACAUUAAAAAUUUAUACUGUUCAUAAUAAUGAAA